GGCGCUGGGGCCUCGUGGUGGGGUGGGUGUACGGGCGGCGGCCGCUCCUUCGCCUCGCCUGGGCCCUCCCGUGGCGCUCGGCGGCCCGCGCCUCAGCUGGAGACCCCGAGAAGGGGUGUAGACGAUUUAAUUCCUGUGUGUUCCACCUGGCGAAGUCCAUAUGCAUAGUCACUGUUUUAUGUUGUUGAAAGAAGAUAUUUGCAGUGAUGAAGAACUGAAUGUCAUCAUGUCUGGAAUCAAGCGAACCAUCAAGGAAACCGACCCUGAUUACGAGGAUAUAUCUGUGGCCCUUCCAAAUAAGCGGCAUAAAGCAAUUGAAAAUUCAGCUCGAGAUGCAGCUGUACAGAAGAUCGAGACUAUCAUCAAGGAACAAUUUGCUCUUGAAAUGAAGAAUAAGGAACAUGAAAUUGAAGUCAUUGACCAGCGACUGAUCGAGGCAAGAAGGAUGAUGGAUAAACUUCGUGCCUGCAUUGUGGCCAACUACUAUGCUUCUGCAGGUCUUCUGAAAGUUUCUGAGGGGUCAAAGACAUGUGAUGCAAUGGUUUUUAAUCAUCCUGCCAUCAAGAAGUUUUUCGAAUCACCAUCUAGAUCAUCAUCUCCUGCCAAUCAGAGAUCAGAAACACCAUCAGCAAAUCAUUCAGAAAGUGAUUCUUUAUCUCAGCACAAUGACUUCUUAUCUGAUAAAGACAAUAACAGUAACGUGGACAUAGAGGAAAGAUUGUCAAACAACAUGGAGCAGAGACCAAGCCGGAAUACUGGAAGGGACACUUCCAAUACCACUGGCUCCCAUAAAACAGACCAGCGGAAUGCUGACUUUACAGGGGAUGAAUCGUCACGACUUUUUGUGAAGAAAACAAUAGUGGUGGGCAAUGUGUCCAAGUAUAUACCUCCAGAUAAAAGAGAAGAAAAUGACCAGUCAACCCAUAAGUGGAUGGUAUAUGUCCGAGGGUCUCGUAGAGAACCCAGCAUUAAUCAUUUUGUCAAGAAAGUUUGGUUCUUCCUUCAUCCCAGCUAUAAACCAAAUGACCUCGUGGAGGUUAGAGAACCUCCUUUUCAUCUGACCAGAAGAGGCUGGGGUGAGUUUCCUGUCAGAGUCCAAGUGCACUUUAAGGACAGCCAGAACAAGAGGAUAGAUAUCAUACACAACCUGAAGCUGGAUAGAACUUACACUGGCUUGCAGACUCUUGGAGCAGAGACGGUAGUGGAUGUUGAGCUCCAUCGGCAUUCUCUUGGAGAAGACUACAUUUAUCCUCAGUCCUCUGAAUCAGAUGUCUCUGAUGCCCCUCCAUCUUUGCCUUUAACCAUUCCAGCCCCAGUGAAAGCUUCCUCACCCAUAAAGCAGUCACACGAGCCAGUACCUGACCCCUCUGUGGAGAAAGGAUUCCCAGUUAACACUGAAGCUGAGAGACACACUACAUUUUAUUCUUUGCCAUCUUCAUUGGAACGAACACCCACCAAAAUAACAGCAUCCCAGAAAGUUACCUUUUGUUCUCAUGGCAAUUCAGCUUUCCAGCCAAUAGCAUCAAGCUGCAAGAUUGUGACACAAAGUCAGGUUCCUAAUCCUGAGUCACCUGGCAAGUCCUUCCAGCCCAUCACCAUGAGCUGCAAGAUUGUGUCAGGUUCCCCAAUAUCAACUCCAAGUCCAUCACCAUUGCCUCGAACCCCAACUUCUACUCCAGUCCACGUGAAGCAAGGCGGUGCAGGCUCUGUUAUUAGUAACCCUUAUGUCAUCAUGGACAAGCCCGCACAGGUUAUUGGUGCCACUGCUCCCGGUACAGGAAGUCCUACAAGCAAGCCCUCCACUGCCUCCCAGGCCUCUCAGGGACCAGCUUCCCCCAUUCCUAGAAUCCAUGGAAGUAGUUUUGUCUCAUCUGCUGUCAAGCAGGAGGAUUCUUUGUUUGCGUCUAUGCCACCUCUUUGCCCAAUCGGAAGUCACCCUAAGGUUCAAAGCCCCAAACCUAUAACCGGAGGACUCGGAGCUUUCACCAAGGUGAUCAUCAAACAGGAACCUGGCGAAGCCCCCCACGUGCCCACGUCAGGAGCUGCCAGCCAGUCACCACUCCCCCAGUACGUGACUGUGAAAGGGGGUCACGUGAUCGCCGUGUCUCCCCAAAAGCAGGUCAUCACUGCUGGAGAAGGGUCUGCCCAGUCACCCAAGAUUCAGCCCUCCAAGGUUGUUGGGGUGCCAGUUGGGACUGCUUUACCUCCAGCAGUGAAACAGGCUGUGGCCAUCAGUGGUGGCCAAAUCCUUGUAGCCAAGGCCAGCUCUUCUGUCGCCAAAGCAGUGGGUCCAAAGCAAGUUGUGACCCAAGGAGUUGCCAAAGCCAUUGUGAGCGGAGGUGGAGGAACCAUCGUUGCUCAGCCGGUGCAGGCUUUAGCCAAGGCGCAGGUCACUGCCUCUGGCCCUCCAAAGAGCGGAUCCCAGGGCUCAGUGAUGGCAACGUUGCAGCUACCAGCCACUAAUUUGGCUAACUUGGCAAAUUUGCCUCCUGGCACCAAACUGUACCUGACCACCAACAGCAAGAACCCUUCAGGAAAAGGAAAAUUGCUGCUGAUCCCACAAGGAGCCAUCCUGCGAGCUACCAACAGCGCUAACCUCCAGUCUGGCUCAGCUGCUGCUGGUGCAGGAGGAGGGGGCGUCGGCACAGGAGGUGGAGGAGGGGGAGGUGGAGGAACCCAAAGCACCACUGGCCCUGGAGGGAUAUCCCAGCACCUGACUUACACGUCCUACAUCCUCAAGCAAACUCCCCAGGGCACAUUUUUAGUUGGCCAGCCAUCCCCACAGACACCUGGAAAACAGCUGGGUGCUGGGUCAGUGGUCCAAGGAUCACUGGGAGUAAGCACACCUGCACAAGGACAGCAAACCUUGAAAGUCAUCUCUGGGCAGAAAACCACCUUGUUUACGCAGGCAGCCACUGGAGGACAAGCGUCCAUAAUGAAAGUGUCUGAUAGCUCGUUGAAGUCCUUGCCAGCCACCUCACAGCUCUCAAAGCCUGGGGCCACAAUGCUGAGAGUAGCAGGGGGGCUUAUCACAACAGCCACCUCCACAGCCGUGGCCCUCUCGGCAAACAGCCCCGCCCAACAGUCUGAAGGGACAGCCCUUGGCUCCUCAUCUACUAUAGGUUCUGUGAUGAAAACUUCUGGGCAGCAGCAAGUGUGUGUGAGCCAGACAGCAGUGGGAACCUGCAAAGCUGCUGCCCCUGGUGGCGUCAGUGCCUCAUCCCUGGUGUCCACACCAGCCCCUGUCUCUGGAAAAGCCACAGUGUCAGGAUUGUUGAAGAUUCACUCCAGUCAGUCCAACGCCCAGCAGGCUGUCCUGACAAUUCCCAGCCAGCUCAAACCACUCAGUGUAAACACUUCCGGAGGCAUGCAGACUAUACUGAUGCCUGUGAACAAAGUGGUCCAGUCAUUUUCUGCCACCAAGUCACCUGCCAUCCUGUCCGUAGGUGCCUCGACUCCAGUUGUCCCCAGCUCCACUCCAGCCACUGUUGCAAAAGUGAAGACUGAACCGGAGACACCUACGCCGAGCUGCCUUGCUCAGGAGGGCCAGACAGCAGUGAAAGCGGAGGAAAGCUCUGAGCUGGGCAGCUAUGUCAUUAAGAUAGACCAUUUAGAAACGAUCCAGCAACUCUUAACAGCAGUGGUAAAGAAGAUCCCGUUAAUCACUGCAAAAAGUGAAGAUGCCAGCUGUUUUUCUGCGAAGUCUGUGGCGCAGUAUUACGGCUGGAAUAUUGGGAAACGCAGAGCCGCUGAGUGGCAAAGAGCAAUGACAAUACGAAAAGUCUUACAAGAAAUCCUGGAGAAGAACCCCAGGUUUCACCACCUGACGCCCCUGAAAACCAAGCACGUUGCUCACUGGUGUCGCUGCCAUGGCUACACCCCCCCGGACCCCGAGAGCCUGAGGAAUGAUGGGGACACGAUCGAGGACGUGCUGACCCAGAUCGACAGCGAGCCAGAGUGCCUGUCAUCCUUGACCUCUGCGGACAACCUCUGCCGGAAGCUGGAGGACCUUCAGCAGUUUCAGAAGAGAGAACCCGAGAAUGAGGAGGAGGUGGACAUCCUCAGCCUCACAGAGCCCUUAAAGAUAAGCGUCAAAAAAGAGCAGGAGGAGAAGCAGGAGGAGAGGAAAUUCUACUUGCCACCAACACCAGGGUCUGAAUUCAUCGGGGACGUCACACAGAAGAUUGGAAUCACGCUGCAGCCUGUGGCACUCCACAGGAACGUGUACGCGUCGGUCGUGGAGGACAUGAUUUUAAAGGCUACAGAGCAGCUGGCGAGUGAUAUCCUGCGGCAGGCUCUGGCAGUUGGAUACCAGACGGCAGCUCCCAACAGGAUUCCCAAAGAAAUCACAGUGAGUAAUAUUCACCAGGCCAUUUGCAACAACCCUUUCUUGGACUUCCUUACGAACAAACACAUGGGGAUACUGAAUGAGGAUCAGUGAACAGGCUGAAGCUGCCCCGGAAAAGCAGGCUCUGGCGCCAAUCCGAAACGUGCGGAACUGUGAUGCCUCUUCUGUGGGGGAAAGGCGACUUUCCGCGAGCAUCAGAGCAGCAUGGCUGCCAGACGACUGCCUCCACCUGAUCCAGUGUAACACCAGAUAAAAUCCCUUUAGGAUGGAAGCUUGUUUCCCGGUUCUGGAGUGAAGCCCUGUCAGCUCGCAUCUGUCCACUUGCUCUAAAGGCUCCACAAGAGGAUCUUGGAGCUGGACCAGGCCGUGGGGUCAGGUCCUUCUCUGUCUGGGUGCCCUCCAGGGAGCCUGAUGUGCUCGAGGUCUCACCCACUGGGGUUACAGGCAGCCCCCACAACUACUCUGGUAACCUCUAAAGACGGAUCAGCUUCCGCACUCAGCGCUGCUCCUGGCCGGCCUUGGUGUGGAGGGCCCACCCUGUCAGCCCAGGCCAGUCAGCUACAGGAGGAGGUAACGCUGUGCAGAGUGCCACAGGCUGCAGACCAAGCAGAAUUCUGUCUUCAUGGAGCGCAGGAGCGUCACUGUGGCAACAUCCAGGGCUGCAGGGCCCAGCCUAGAUGAGUGAAGGUUCGGCUAUAACCCAAGAAGCUCUAAACUUGCUGUAACAGGCAGCAUCCACAGAUCCCGAGCCUCGGCAGAGUCGUUAACGGCUUUGAGCACCUGUGUGCUGGGCAGGUCACUGGCUGGCACCGUCUUCGUGGCCUGCAGGACAUUCUGCCUAAUCCAUAGGAGUGGCCGUGAGUGAGCAGCCCUGGGCACCGGCUCUGCUGGGACCCAGUGUCCUCAUCUUCUCUGUCAAGGGGGUGUUUGCUGAGAAGAAAGGUGUUUAAAGGAAACACCAGUCAGUGCCUUAGAGACAGAGAGGUAGCCGCCCAGCCAGCAGACAGACAGCAGUGCUCGGCAGGAGUGCGAUAGUGUCCACAAGCACAAAAGUCAGCAGGGCCAGGAGUGCGAUAGUGUCCACAAGCACAAAAGUCAGCAGGGCCACUGUGUAAUGGCCCAGGCCACUGAAGGUGUCCCGGCCUUUCUGACGUGGUCUGUGUGGAAGUUAAGGACAAGAAUUUAUACUCAACAAUCGGCUCUUAUUCUGCUUGAAGAAAAUUUGAAACUUCGAAUCAGAGAAAUUUGUCUGAGCAACAUCGUUGUGGUUUUCAUGAGUUAGAUGUUUGAGCCUGGAAAAUAAGGCGGGAAGGUGACCGGGUGAUUAUCCAGCGUCUAAGCAUUGCAGGUGCAGAAGGGAUGUAUUCAGUAGGCUCUAGGACGUGCCCUGACCUAAUAACAAGUUGUUUAGGAUGUAAAGGCUCAAAUACUGUAUGUCUGAACUACCCCAGGCAAGGUAGGCAGGUGUGUAGAUUCAUUCAUUGGACUGUCAGGUCUAUAGGACAGAAGGUUUGAAUCAGAUGAGAACAGACUCGUUUAUUACAGGUGUGACAGCCUAACGAAGUUAACCUUUUUGCAAAAGAAAUAUUAAAUAAUUCAACAACCCCCAUGCAUGUUAAUGUUUCCAUUGUAGUGUAUCAUAUGUAACAUAAUUGUGUAACAAAAAUGUCUGCAAUAAAUCUUCUAGUGUUUGA
This is a messenger RNA of Loxodonta africana (African savanna elephant), 6042 nucleotides long. It is a transcript of the gene YEATS2, whose product is annotated as YEATS domain containing 2. Bases 161 to 4441 code for a protein of 1426 amino acids. The record is from RefSeq and is a predicted model, not a curated record. Gene Ontology annotation, molecular function: histone binding. Lineage: Eukaryota; Metazoa; Chordata; Mammalia; Proboscidea; Elephantidae. The transcript has 32 exons. Gene Ontology annotation, biological process: regulation of transcription by RNA polymerase II; chromatin remodeling. Gene Ontology annotation, cellular component: ATAC complex; NuA4 histone acetyltransferase complex.